ACCCCGUUUAAUGAUAUAACCAACAAAGCUACGGAGGAAAAUCGGGCACGUGGCAGUACUACCAGUUGGUAUGCUCGAAUGUCUGCUGACAAGAAAGAAGAAUACCUAAUGAAGCUGCGGAUAGGACGCCAACAAGUUAAGGAUGCAGCUCCAAAUGCUGGUAGACCGUGUUCUCAAAACAUUACCGGAAAAAAUCUCCUCGCUUCCUUCUAUCAAACUGAGAAGCCUGCACAUACCACGUGUGACAAUAUUGACGAACCAACUCAGCUUGCAGGUACAUGUAAACUGAAUAUUGCUGUGUCAUUAUUUUUAUAGCAACAACAUGACUUAACUCUUUGUUACCAGGAGUGUGUACCCCGUUAAAUGACCAAGCACUAUCCGCUCCUACAGAUGUAAAUCUGGAACGAAAAAAAAGUAAUAGUACCAGUUGGUAUUCACGAUUAUCUGCUGAGAAGAAAAAAGAAUACCUACAUAAACAAAAGAUUGCACGACAACAAAAAAAGGCUGCAGCUCUUACUGUGCAAGGUCAAUCAUGUUCAGAGACGCAUGACAUUGGCAAAAAUACUACUAGGCGAGAGCGUGAACGAGCACGUCGGGAAAUGCUAACAUCAAGUGAGAUAGAAGUCAUUAAUGCAGAACGAAGAUCUCACAGGCAGAACCUAUCACCCGGGAAGAGGGCAACUAUGCUAGCUAAUCGCAAUGCAAAAGCCGUGGCUAAGCGGAACACUCCAUGCGCUCAAUCCAUCGCGAUGAAGUGCCCUCUUAGUUUGCAAUCAGAAUCAAACUUGUUGUUCCCACUAACAGUCACAAACCCCUCACCCACCGUGGAGGCAUCCGCUGCAGCUCAUGCGUCACAAUCAGUGUGCACGUCCAACCACAGCACUGAGACUGACGGCGAAUACCUAAGCAGGACAUUAGACACUGAUCUCUUCAAUGAUAACUUCAUGGGAUUCACGCAACAGACCGAUGAUCAGCAAACAAAUCUCCUAAUGAAUCAACCAGGCGAGCAGAAGCAGGAGAACAGAGCUCAUCGAAGAUCUCGGGAACGAGCUGAAAGAGAACGGAUGCAAGUUGCAGAUAUGCGACAGAAGAAUGCACAUCGGAGAGCAAACAGACAAAACAUACCACAUGGGGAGAGGCAUGCACAUCAAGAACGUUCGAAUGCUCGUUUCACGGCUAAGCAGAACACCCCACACGCCGAAUCCAUAAUAAUGUCAUGCCCCGGUGCAUCUACCUCAUCUGCGCCCAACCCGUCGUCAAUCAGACAAGCAUCACCUCCAGAAUCAGCUAGGGAAACCACAAAAGAUUACACUGUCGGGACAGACGGUGAUAUGGAGGCGUUUCUUGCCAGGCUCAUGGAGGAGAAUCCCAACCCAACCAACCUAAUGGACGAGGAAUAUUAUCUAUUCGCCGGUGAAGGUUCCGACACUAAUGACAUGGACUUUGAGGAACCAGAGUCGAACGGCACAGGCUCUGUAGACGAGGAUCCUUUUGACUUUGUGUACUCAAACCUGCCAGACAGCACACACAUCCUUAAGCACGCCGACAACUGCUUGCUAUGCACAGCCAAGAAAUUCGAGUACGAGACCGAUGGUUUCUGCUGUCGGAAUGGGCAAACCGAGUUGCUUGAACCGGAACCUAUACCGGAGCUCAUGAGGCUCUGGUCUAGCUCUGAUGCGGACUCUCGGCAUUUCAGGGACAGCAUCCGGUUCUUCAACGGACACUUCUCCUUCACAACCCUUGGCGUCAGCCUCGACAACAACUAUACAAACAUGAAGUCCGGGGUGUACACAUUUCGGGCACAUAAAACCAUGUACCACAACGUGCAUUCGUUCGGGCCAGGUUCUCGUCCGGAACAUCUGCAACUGUACUUCUACGAUGAUGACCCGAACCUAGACCAUCGUAAGAAAUCUACGGAGAAUUUAGAUCAGUCCGUCGUCAAGAUGUUAGUGGACAUCCUGAAAGAAAAUCCAUACUCCAAACAAUUAAGGAGAUUAGGAGCCCAGACGGAAAACCUCGAUGAGUACCGGAUAGAGCUGAACACUGACCAGAAGCUAGACCAAAGGAGAUAUAACAAACCUAUAUCAGAUGAGGUAGCUGCUAUUUGGGUUGAGGGUAGCAACCUAGCGAAAAGGUUUGAGCGAAGCAUUAUCCUCCAUGGUAAUAACAAUGAUAAAUACAGUAUACAAGCCACACAGGGCUGUUACGACCCGCUCUCAUACCCCCUGUUCUUCCCAAAUGGGGAGCUCGGGUGGCAUCCUAAUAUACCAAAAUUUGGUGUGUCAUAUGAAGCUGCGCAAAGGUCAAGAGCAAACCGGGAUAACGAUGCAGGUUUGAUUUCACCUUUCUUACUACAUGUUGUACCUUUUAAUUCCCAAUUGUUGCCUAAUAUUUUCCUUUUUUUUGCCUUUCUACAGAAGGAAGAAGCAGGUUGUGCGUCUCUGUGAGGGACUACUACUGCCACAGGCUGCAAACACGA
Molecule: messenger RNA, 2479 nt
Organism: Lolium perenne
Lineage: Eukaryota; Viridiplantae; Streptophyta; Magnoliopsida; Poales; Poaceae
Source: RefSeq, a predicted model, not a curated record